This is a messenger RNA of Cucurbita pepo subsp. pepo (vegetable marrow), 1654 nucleotides long. RefSeq lists its product as uncharacterized. NCBI's taxonomy places the organism in Eukaryota, Viridiplantae, Streptophyta, Magnoliopsida, Cucurbitales, Cucurbitaceae. The record is from RefSeq and is a predicted model, not a curated record.
CGGUUCUUCUUCUUUAUUUGGUCGGUAAGUUCAUAUUAGAAUCGUCUUCAUCCUCCCGAUAUUUUUGAGGAAGAAAGCUUUAUUAUCCAGAGCUGCAAGAUUUACUGGAUUUUGGAAUUCGGAGAGGAGAGAAGAGGAGGAGAAAGAUGUGGGGAUUUGGGGGAAGGUAUUACUGGGGAAGAAGAGAGCGAGUCGGGAAGGUCGAAGGGAUUGUAGUGGCGUUCGCAUGGAUGUCUAGUCAGGAGAGGCACUUGAAAAGAUAUGUGGAUAUGUAUUCCUCCCUGGGUUGGAAUUCACUUGUUUGCCAUUCUGAAUUCCUCAAUAUGUUCUUCCCCGAUAAGGCUGCAUCUCUGGCAUUUGACAUUCUUAAAGUACUAGUCGAGGAGCUAAAGAUAAAGAGAUGCCCCAUAGUGUUUGCAUCAUUUUCUGGUGGGCCUAAAGCAUGCAUGUAUAAGCUUCUCCAGAUAAUUGAGGGAUACCAUGAACCGCAUCAACAUUGUUCGGAUGGUUAUGAACUGGUCAGGAACUGUAUUUCUGGCUAUAUUUAUGAUUCCAGUCCAGUUGAUUUUACCAGUGACUUGGGAACUCGAUUUUUGCUUCAUCCAACUGUGCUGAAAGCAUCUCAACCACCGAGAAUAGUAUCAUGGGCAGCGCACAACAUUGCUUCUGGUCUCGAUGCGCUUUUCCUCAACAGAUUUGAAUCACACCGUGCAGAAUAUUGGCAAACUCUUUAUGCUUCAGUUAGUAUGAAGGCUCCUUAUCUUAUUUUGUGCUCGGAAGAGGAUGAUCUUGCUCCUUAUCAGACAAUCUUCAAUUUUGCUCAACGACUAGAAGAUCUUGGGGGCGAUGUUAAAUUAAUCAAAUGGAAUGGCUCCCCACAUGUUGGGCAUUAUCUGCAUUUUCCCAUUGAAUAUAGAGCUGCUGUCACAGAGUUGCUAAGUAAAGCCGCUGGAGUUUACUGUCAAAGAACUAGACCUGAUGAAGAAGUAACUGCAAUAGAUAAAAUGAAUGGUGACUCUUACAAAACAACACCUGACGUUAGAAAAGCUGCAUCUUCAUCGAGUAGUUUUCAGGAGCCUGCUCUUGCUCCAAGCGACCACCUUUACUUCUCCAGCAUCGUGGAUGGCUUUGACUACAGGGGCAUUGGAUCCAUGCAUGACAAACACAUGGAAGGAGUAUUGCAGCUACCUAAUUCGCUGACUACCAUUCCUCAUGGAGUUCUCGGUCAAAUCCUUUAUGAUGUUUGUGUUCCAAAGAAUGUCGAGGAUUGGGAUAUCGGAUCUUCAAGUUCUUCAAACAACGUCUUGCGCGCACAAACAAGACGACGUACCUCCUUCAAUCCCAUCAAAUUGAUGCGUCGCUCAAGACUAUAGCCAUUCAUCGUGUGAAAAUCCAACCCGAUACUCAUUUGUUGCCAUCAAUUGCACAUCUUGCUUGAGAACAUGGCCACCGCCAUAAAUGCAGAGACAAGAAAUUUGGCUCUUGGGCAACUUUGAAUCAAACAAUAAUGUACAUGUAAAGUAGAGCCUCCCUGCAAAUUUGUAAACCAAUGAGGAAAAGACGUAGUUUGUGAUGUGAGCCCUUCAAAUUAAUAAAAGGUUCACAGAAACUGCCAUUUAAAAAGCUUUAAAUAAAAUGGUGGAUAUUAUUAGUA